ACGUACAGAUUAAACCCUGAAAAGAUUUCCAAGUGGUGUGAAAAUGAAACCAACAGAAUUUUGGUAAGAGAUUUGCCUUAAUUUGAAAGGCUUAAAAUAAAUGAUCAUAUGAUUUUAAAAAGCAAGGAUUGCCUGCUAUUUGUUGUAACCCCUAUUUCUGUAAUGCUCCUGUCGCCAGAGAAGCAGCUGUUCAUUGCUGACAUUCUCCCUGCCAGGCAUUCCAAUUCUCUGAGGUAAUGGGCUACAAGCAUACGGGCCUUUGCUUUAAUUCUUUCAGCGUAUCCUUCCGCAUGGAUAGAGCGAGGGGAACGCCUCCAGGAAAAGAAAUUAAAUGCACACACACAGAGGCACACAGGGACGGGCAAUUUGAAAAUACCCCCAAGAACGCAGUUUGCGGUCAUGCAGCACAGCGUCACAUGAAGGAGGCUGCCUGAAGAGCUGUCUGGCACAGGUUUAUUUUGUUGUAGUAUUUUCUUCCACCCCCAGCUCUUUACCCAGUGGAAUGAUACUCAGAGCAAGUUUUUUGAGACAGGAAGUGAGGAAUGUUUUGACUAUGAGUUAUCUGAGAAGAAGGUGGGUUAGCCGAGAUAGCAGCUGUUUUGGCCAAGAGGAGCACAGUAAGUCAGUUCCUGAGGAAUACAGAUGAGAUGGCUCCGGGAGAAAAAGUCUUGGAGCGCUGUGUGUUUUUUACGGCUACACAUAUGUGAAAGGAGACUUGGUGUCUUUGGAUCACUGCACAAGGAUUCUAGUGGAUGCCCCUUCUACUUGUCUCUUGGUGGAAAACUUGCUUGUCUUUAAUGGAUACUGCUGCUGCUGGUUGAUCUUUGGAGACUUUACAGCUCCUUGCCUUUGGAGAGGAGAUAGCUACUUGUCCCUUUCAACGUCCUGGUGGUAGUAGCUUUUUAUCGGUAACCAUCCCUGGGGGAGAAAGAAGAUGCCUCUACCUUUUGGGUUAAAACUGAAACGAACUCGACGUUACACAGUAUCCAGCAAAAGUUGCUUGGUGGCUCGUAUCCAGCUGCUCAACAGUGAAUUUGUGGAGUUCACCUUAUCGGUGGAAAGCACAGGCCAGGAAAGUCUGGAAGCAGUGGCUCAGAGACUGGAAUUGCGGGAGAUUACGUAUUUCAGUCUGUGGUAUUAUAAUAAGCAGAAUCAGCGCAGAUGGGUAGAUUUGGACAAGCCUCUGAAAAAGCAGCUGGACAAAUACGCCUUAGAGCCGACUGUGUAUUUCGGAGUAGUGUUCUAUGUGCCUACUGUUUCUCAGCUUCAGCAGGAGAUUACCAGGUAUCAGUAUUAUUUGCAAUUAAAGAAAGAUAUCUUGGAGGGCAAUAUUCCUUGCACGCUGGAGCAAGCAAUACAUCUGGCUGGGUUAGCUGUUCAGGCUGAUUUUGGAGACUAUGAUCAGUAUGAAUCUCAGGAGUUCCUACAAAGAUAUGCUUUGUUUCCAGUGGGUUGGCUACAAGAAGAAAAAAUACUGGAAGAAGCAACACAGAAAGUUGCCUUGCUACAUCAGAAGUACAGAGGCCUUACUCCUCCUGAUGCAGAAAUGCUAUACAUGCAAGAAGUAGAGAGAAUGGAGGGCUACGGCGAAGAGACCUAUCCUGCAAAGGACAGCCAAGGAAGUGACAUAUUCAUUGGAGCGUGUCUUGAUGGUAUCUUUGUGAAACACAAAAAUGGUCGUCCUCCUGUUGUAUUUAGGUGGCAUGAUAUUGCCAACAUGUCCCACAACAAAUCCUUUUUUGCAUUAGAGCUGGCAAACAAAGAAGAGACAAUCCAGUUCCAAACUGAAGAUAUGGAAACAGCGAAAUAUGUGUGGAGGAUGUGUGUGGCCAGACACAAAUUUUACAGACUAAAUAAAUGCAGCCUAGACUCCCUGGACUCUCCAUCUGAGGAGGGCUCUCAGAAAUCUUCCCUCAUUCUUUCCCUUCCACGCUUUCCAAUCCUUUCUCGUCCUUCACUUCCCAAAGGACAAACCCAGACUGUUACAGUGAAUCCUGUUAGAAGGCGGUCUUCAUCCAGGAUGUCUAUGCCCAAGCCUCAGCCUUAUAUGAUGCCUCCACCACCUCAGCUUCAUUACAAUGGUCAUUAUACUGAACCAUAUGCAUCAUCCCAAGAUAACCUCUUUGUGAGCAAUCAGAAUGGAUACUACUGUCACUCUCAGACUAGCUUGGAUAGAGCCCCUCAUGACUACACUGGUCGGAUCCGCAAUGGUAGUGUCUAUAGUGCACACAGCACGAAUUCCUUGAACAAUCCACAACAUUACUUGCAGCCAUCCCCCAUGUCCUCUAACCCAAGCAUUACUGGAAGCGAUGUCCUCAGAACUGAUUAUAUACCAUCUCAUAGACAUAGCGCAUUAAUACCACCCUCUUAUCGUCCCACACCAGACUAUGAAACUGUGAUGAGACAGCUCAACAGGGGAAUGGUGCACACAGAUAGGCAGAGUCAUUCAAUGAGAAAUCUUAACAUCAGCAAUUCAUAUGCUUACAGCAGGCCUGAUGCCUUAGUUUACAGUCAGCCUGAAAUACGAGAACAUGCUCACUUUGCUUCGCCACAGUCUAACCAUUAUCCAUUUAACCUGAACUACAGUUUUCACAGUCAAUCCCCCUAUCCCUAUCCUGCUGAAAAGCGCCCAGUUGUUGGGGCAGUCAGUGUGCCUGAGUUGACAAAUGUGCAGCUCCAGGCUCAGGACUAUCCAGCACCAAAUAUAAUGAAGACCCAAGUCUAUCGACCACCUCCCCCAUACCCGUACCCAAGACCUGCAAAUAGUACUCCAGACCUUUCACGACAUAUCUACAUUAGCAGCAGUAAUCCAGAUCUUAUCACAAGGCGAGUGCACCAUUCUGUCCAGACGUUUCAGGAAGACAGCCUGCCUGUGGCACAUUCUCUUCAGGAAGUCAGUGAACCUCUAACAUCGGCACGCCAUACUCAGCUGCAGAAAAGGAACAGUAUUGAAAUAGCAGGCUUGACUCCCAGCUUUGAAGGAAUAAGAAUUAAAGAGAGGACCAUGUCAGCUUCUGCAGCAGAUGUGGCUCUCCCAAGAGUUAUUUCAGAAGGGUCACAGCCCAACAUUCUGAUGGAGAGAACAAAGCAAAAAGAAAGUAAGCAAGAAGAGGGUGUAAACUGUGAUCAUAAGAAAACCCUUUCGGAUGCCACUAUGCUGAUUCACAGUAGUGAGGAAGAAGAAGAAUUUGAAGAAGAGAACAAGGCUAGUACAAGCCUUUCUCCCCUCCCUGAAGAUCAAACUCAGCUUUCAUCUGUUAUGGGUGGUUAUUCUCGUGAUUCAGUACUCAGCUACCCUUAUAACUCUGUUGCUUCGUCUGCUGGCCCUUUGCAUAUUCUUGAGCCUAAAUUACAUAUUACAGAGACAGAAAAGAAAGUGAAAGAUAUGAGCCCCAUUCAUUUACUAGUAGAAAAUCAGGUACAGAGAAGAGGGGAAGGACUGCUUACUCCAUCUAUGUCAGAAUCUGAUCUUACAACAUCAGGGAGAUACAGAGUAAGGAAAGAUUCAUUAAAGAAGAGACCUGUGUCUGAUCUUUUGUCUGGGAAGAAGAAUAUUGUGGAAGGCCUUCCCCCACUAGGUGGUAUGAAAAAGAACAAAAAUGAUGCAAAGAAAAUAGGGCCUCUAAAGCUAGCUGCCCUAAAUGGACUAACUUUGACUAGAAUGCCUCUGCCAGAUGAGGGGAAGGAAGAGUCAUCAAGAGCAACAAAUGAUGAACGGUGUAAAGUUCUGGAACAACGGUUAGAGCAGGGGAUGGUGUUUACAGAGUAUGAGCGCAUUCAGAAAAAGAGACCUACAGAUGGUGAGUGCUCGAUAGCUCGGCUCCCUGAAAAUGCUGAAAGAAACCGGUUCCACGACGUGCUUCCUUAUGAUGAUACCAGAGUAGAGCUAGUCCCAACCAAAGAAAAUAACACGGGUUACAUCAAUGCAUCUCAUAUCAAGGUCUCUGUUGGAGGCAUAGAGUGGGAUUACAUUGCUACACAAGGCCCUUUGCAGAAUACAUGUCAGGAUUUCUGGCAGAUGAUCUGGGAACAAGGGAUUGCCAUCAUAGCUAUGGUGACAGCAGAGGAAGAAAGUGGGAGAGAAAAAAGCUUCAGGUACUGGCCACGUCUUGGUUCAAGACACAACACUGUAACCUAUGGAAGGUUUAAGAUUACCACACGAUUCCGUACUGACUCAGGCUGCUAUGCAACUACGGGUUUGAAGAUUAAACAUCUUCUCACAGGACAGGAAAGAACAGUUUGGCAUCUGCAGUAUACUGACUGGCCAGAGCAUGGCUGUCCAGAGGAUUUAAAGGGAUUUCUCUCAUAUUUGGAAGAGAUACAGUCAGUGCGGCGCCAUACAAACAGCACUGCGGAUCCUAAAAACGCCAAUCCUCCUGUACUGGUACACUGCAGUGCAGGUGUAGGACGAACAGGAGUGGUCAUACUGUCAGAGAUCAUGAUUGCUUGCCUGGAACACAAUGAGAUGCUGGACAUCCCACGAGUGCUGGACAUGUUGAGGCAGCAGAGAAUGAUGAUGGUGCAGACUCUUUCACAGUACACUUUCGUCUAUGGAGUUCUCAUUCAGUUUCUCAAAAGUUCUAGACUUAUAUAGUCCCUGCCACUUCCUAAGGAACAUUGCAAGAGUUUACAGAAAGACCGCUACAGUUGUCCAGGCAGACCUGCUCUCACCGGUGUCUUCUUCCUAUGAAGAAUCACACAGUUACCUUUUAGGGUUGGUAUGUGACUGUUAAAUGCAAGUCAGAGUAACAGUCCCUGCAAAGUAGGAUUUUCACUGGUCUAAAUUCUUCCCAUGUUCAGCUGCAGUUAUAUUAGGGAAUAAUUUUACUUGUACUGCUCUGUAGUACUUGCAUAUAUUCUUUAGAGUGGUGUUACUCUGGUCAAAGUAAGUAUAUUAUGGAAUGGAAGUACAUGGCACAAUUUUACUAAUGUUAUGUUUUAAAACAUAGUUGUUAGCUGUGUGAAAGCUAAACCCUGAAGGUGCACAUGGGCUGAGAAGCCUGCUCCUUGGGAAUGUCAAGGUCUUACGCAGUUUCAUUCUGCUUUCAAUUUUAUAUUUAGAACAAUACAACUGUAUUUUUUCAAAUGAACUCUUAGUUUCCUCUGGUUUACUCAGCAAAAUUAGAAGCUCUUGGAUAUUUCAAGCUGUUGCUUUAAGGGCAGUUCUUUUUAUGUUCAGCCUUUUUUAAUUAAAAAAACCCCAAACACCACAACCCAAAACUUUUUAAACACAGUAAUAUUUUCAGUGAAGACUGACAAUGUUUGAACUAACUUUUAAAAAAAUCAGAAAGUAUUAGGGAGGGCUAUUGGUAGUUACUUGUAGUGCUGUGUAAUAGAACUGACAAAUGAAAGAUGAUAACUGUUAGUAACUUU
Neopsephotus bourkii (Bourke's parrot) is the source of this 5373-nucleotide messenger RNA. RefSeq names its product protein tyrosine phosphatase non-receptor type 21 (gene PTPN21). The record is from RefSeq and is a predicted model, not a curated record. Gene Ontology annotation, biological process: protein dephosphorylation. Gene Ontology annotation, cellular component: cytoskeleton. The transcript has 20 exons. Gene Ontology annotation, molecular function: protein tyrosine phosphatase activity. The coding region runs from base 935 to 4594 and encodes 1219 amino acids. NCBI's taxonomy places the organism in Eukaryota, Metazoa, Chordata, Aves, Psittaciformes, Psittacidae.